Molecule: messenger RNA, 357 nt
Organism: Haliotis rubra (blacklip abalone)
Lineage: Eukaryota; Metazoa; Mollusca; Gastropoda; Lepetellida; Haliotidae
Product: probable E3 ubiquitin-protein ligase LUL4
Exons: 1
Coding region: 1-357 (118 amino acids)
Source: RefSeq, a predicted model, not a curated record
AUGGCUGAGGAUAUUCAUGAUGAUUCUAAUGAUGACACUCAACAGCUUGAAGCUGAGAAUCGAGAGAAUGAAAAUGAAGCUAACACUAAAGAGGAAGCAGAUAAAACAAGAAUGCAUGAUGACAAUGUUCGGAACACGGAACGGGAACUGUACGAUGGUGCUGCACAACCGAGGGCAGAGGAGAAUAUUGAUAUCACUCUGUGUGUAAUAUGUUUGGACAGAGAACGGAAUGCUGCUGUGUUCCCGUGUGGCCACACCCAUCUUUGCCUGACCUGUGUCAAGCGACUGAGAGAAGAAAAUGGACUGUGUCCCAUGUGUCAGAGACAUAUCCAAGAAUACAGAGAGGUCUUUGUGUAA